Molecule: messenger RNA, 3083 nt
Organism: Electrophorus electricus (electric eel)
Lineage: Eukaryota; Metazoa; Chordata; Actinopteri; Gymnotiformes; Gymnotidae
Product: leukocyte immunoglobulin-like receptor subfamily A member 3
Biological process (GO): immune response; cell surface receptor signaling pathway
Cellular component (GO): external side of plasma membrane
Molecular function (GO): transmembrane signaling receptor activity
Source: RefSeq, a predicted model, not a curated record
GGUCAGACCCAUUGUCUUGGCUUUUUCUAUGUUUCCCAACUUGCUUUGUGUCUCUUAGGUCUGAUGCUGGCGUAUAAAGGAGUCCAAGGAAAGUCUUUAGCACUGAAUCAUUAGUGGGACAGUAUGGAACUUGGGCCUUUCUCUGAGCUCUUGCUGAUUGUACUUAUCCAUUGUGGAGAAACUCAAGAGAUACCAAAAGUUGUGGCCUCCAUAAAUCCUAAUGAACCGGUGUUUAUGGGAGAGAAUGUUACUCUUACAUGUGGCAUAGGAAAAGGAGAAGGUGUCUAUAAUUUGCAGUAUCACUGGAAGAAAGAGGGUUCAGUCACUCCUGUCAGCAAUGAAAUGGAGUACAGCAUCAGUUCUGUUGAACAGUUUCAUGCUGGCAAUUACAUCUGUGAAGUUAAAGACUCAAAAGGCUCCACCGAUUCUCUGGCCAGUAAUGCAGUGUCACUGACUGUAUUUGCUACUCCUGAAGCUACAGUAACUGUGUGGCCAGGAAGUCCUGUGUUCACUGGCGAGUCAGUAACUCUGAAGUGUGAGGUUGCAGGUUAUAAUGGGUGGAAAUAUGAGUGGUACAAGUUUAAAACAAUCACUUCCUCAUGGACUUCAGUGACUCCAUCUGAGAAUUAUACUGUGAAAGGAUACAGUCUUAGUAUCAGGGAAGAUGCUGUAGUAGACAGGGAAGCGUACCGGUGUAGAGGAGUGCGAUAUCACAGACCAAGCACAACACAGUACAGCACCUCUGCUACCAUCAUUACAAAGGCUUUACCCAGAGUUACAAUAAGUGUGGAUCCACAGAGUCCUGUGUUCACAGGAGAAUCAGUCACUCUGAAAUGUGAGGUUAAAGACUAUGAUGGCUGGACAUAUCAGUGGUAUAAACGAAAUAACCUGAAUCAAUGGAUUGUAUUGCUUCAGUCAGUGCAUUACACUGUAAACAGAGAUACUAUCACCAUAAGCAGAGAUGCUGUGGUUAAUGGAGAACAAUACAGGUGUCAAGGAAAGCGACAUGACAGACCAAGCGCAUCACAGUACAAUAAUGUUACCCUCACUGUAAAAGCAGUGAAAACUAAACCUGAACUCACAUCCAACCUUCAAGGAGCUGCACUCACAGGAAACCCAGUGACUCUGUACUGUAAAUUGAAGCAGUCUGCUGGAUGGAGGUUUUACUGGUCCAAACAUACACAGAACCCUGAGAAUGAGACCAGCACUGCAACAAGCUCCUACACCAUCAGCUCAAUGACGCCCUCUGAUGAAGUUAAGUACAGAUGUAGAGCCGGCAGAGGAAAUCCAGUCUACUACACACACUACAGUGAUGUGCUCUUGGUCAAAGUAACGGAGCGACCAAAACCUGUGGUGAACAUAAAGCCUGAUAAACUUAUAUUCGAAAGAGAGACUGUCACUCUCAUAUGCAACAUACAGGGAGGAGGAGACACCAGCUGGACCUACAGCUGGUAUAAGGAUGGUUAUAAAUUCAACUUAUGCAGCAGAUCACAGCAGUGCAAAAUCAGGUCCAUUACAGAGGCUAACAGUGGCAAAUACACCUGCAUAGGACAAAGAAGUGACUCUCAGAGCACAGAGACCAGUGAUGCUCUUACACUUAUUUUGUCAAGUGCUGCCCAGGCGGUACUGAGCGUGUUUCCACAGAGCUGGCUGACUGAAGGAGACACAGUGACUCUCACCUGUGAGGUUAGAGGCUCCUCUACAGGCUGGACAUUCAGCUGGUACAGUGAUAAUCAAAAGCUCCUCUCAAACAGCAGCAGAGGAGCUGGAGGCUCCUACACUGUCAGUUCUGCUGCUAUUAAUCACACUGGAGUUUAUAUGUGUAGAGCAGAGAGAGGAGAACCAGCUUAUCAGACACAGUACAGCAACCAACAGCCACUAUGGAUCACUGGUAUAUCUCCCCGAGUCUCUCUGAUCAUCAGUCCUAGCAUAACUCAGCACUUCAGUGGUGACUCUCUCUUACUGAGGUGUGAGGACCACAGUGGAUCUACUGGAUGGAGAGUGAGACGUUACACAGACAUUGGGAGGGUGUCAGAUUGUUCAUCAGGCUGGGGAUCAGUUACAGGAUCUACAUGCACCAUCAGUUCUCUCUUCACAGCUCACACUGGAGUGUACUGGUGUCAGUCUGAAUCUGGAGGGAGCAGUAAUCCUGUCAACAUCACAGUGCAGGUGUCUGGAGAAUCUGAUUCACAAGCUCCACCGUCCAUGCUCAGACUGCUCAGUAUUCUACUGCCAGCAUCUCUGUUCCUGAUUGUGUUAAUUGUUCUAGGUGUCAGAUGCUACAGUGCUCGAACCAAACCUGAUGUGCAUACCAGAAGCUAUACACUGAGAGAAGCUGAAACUUUGGCUUGAGAAGAUUAUUUUUGUUCUAGUUCAGUGUUUAAUGUCAAGUUUUGUUGUUUUUUUUCCCAUUAUAUUAUACUCCAAUGUGUUUUAAAGCCCCACAUUAGAAUUGCACUCAUAAAAACCUUCCUUUGUUAAAUGUUUGCGUUCUCUCAGGAAGAAGAGUUUAAUGGGCUUUAAAAGCUUUAAUAAGCCUUUUUAGUUUUGAAUAAUAUUCUUGCUCAAUUCUUCCUCUAUUUAGCUUAGGUAUAGCAUAUGUGUCUAUAUUUUGUAUUUGAACUUUACAUGGUUGUUUCCUUUUCCAUAUUUGCUACUGUUCAAGCUUGAUUAUUGUUCUUUACUUCAGUGCUAAACACUAUAAUAUGAAAUCAACAGAAAAGAUGCAUUGGCUUUUUUUCUACAUUUAUCUUAUCAGUUAGAUUAUGUUAUCGAUAUUCCUUGCUUAAUGGUGUACUUAAUAUUUUACUUUAAAGCUUGGUUUUUAAAAUUUGUUUUAUUUUAUUUGUGAAUUAAUAUCUAUGAUCUCCCUGGUCUCAUUUUUACCCUUUACACUCAGUUUGAGUGUAUUAUAAUUUAUUUCUCUGCUUUUAUGUCAGUCAGUUUAAGAAGAACAAUGCAUAUCUGUAAGAGAAGUGCUAUAUAAAUUAAACUGAUUUUAUUUAGUAGAAAAAUAUCUGAAAUGUAAUUGUCUUGGCUUCUAUUCAAAGAAAGAACAUUUUAAUAAAAACAAUACAUUUGUA